This is a messenger RNA of Ambispora leptoticha, 516 nucleotides long. The record is from the annotation of a GenBank genome assembly. Lineage: Eukaryota; Fungi; Glomeromycota; Glomeromycetes; Archaeosporales; Ambisporaceae.
AUGAAUCAACCCCCACCAAACCAACAAUUUCAGCAACAAAUCCCUGCUGGGCACAUCAAUUUUAUCUACGGUACAAACAAUAUCUUCAGUCAACAAUUGCCUCAGCAACAACCUCCAGCUGGAAGUAUAAACAUGAUGGAAAAACAAUUAUUGCGUAUAAGGGAAUAUCGAGAAAUUUACAUUCAUUCAUACUUCUCAUAUUUUCCAUUAUUUAUGAAAAUUCAGAAUCCUCUUUGGAGCUCAAUAUUUCGAGGUCCAGUGGCGGAAAUCGAAUGCGAAGCCAUUAUAGAAUCUAAGCCACAAAGAGGUGCGUUAAAUAAUAAAUCGAGAUUCCACGUUCUAAUGAAUAAAUGGUGGACUUUGCAUUCUGGAUCUCGAGAUAUUGAGUCCCAAAGAGGCUGUGCGUUAAAAAAUAAACCAAAAUUCCCACGCAUAGCCUCUUGGAACUUAAUUAGAGAUGGGCACACAGUAUAUUUUGGGUUGAUUAGGGGAGUCACAGACCCUCCCCCUACAUAA